Messenger RNA from Metarhizium album ARSEF 1941, 786 nucleotides. RefSeq lists its product as uncharacterized. The transcript is spliced from 2 exons. The record is from RefSeq and is a predicted model, not a curated record. NCBI's taxonomy places the organism in Eukaryota, Fungi, Ascomycota, Sordariomycetes, Hypocreales, Clavicipitaceae. The coding region runs from base 1 to 786 and encodes 261 amino acids.
AUGCUGGCUUUUGGCAACACUGGUCCUGUUUCUAUGGCUCGGUGCCAGGAUGUAUCCGAGAAGGGCAGUGUAAGGCCACUAUUGAAGAGCAUCAAGAGGCGUCUCCAGUCUGUGAAUGCGGACGAGGGCCAUGAGAGGGUAUUAAAAAGGAACUUGAGUGGCACAAGCAUAGAUACGAGAUGGUCUCUUUCAACUUCGAAUGAACCCAGACCAGAGAACCUACCGACCCCUGCGGAUGCGGCAACCGUUAGUGGCUCUUCACGGGUCCGGAACGAAGAUGCCAUGGGCAACAUGUCCACGUCCGAGUACAGCUGGAGCAACGCGAGUACUUUCUGUUCUGCAGCAGACCCCUUGAACGCAGCCUUGCCGUAUUCACGUGGCAGACGGCACUCGCCAGGUCUGGAACUAGGCGGCAGCGGUAUUGCGUCGGGCUCACUCCCACUGGCGAGAACUGGGAGCGAUCUGGGCCAUACGGGUGCGUGGGUUGAUUCAGAGGCCGCCUUGUUCGAUGAAAGGUGUCUUCAUCUCGAUGACGAGAGUCCGGAAUACCGCCCAGAGGUUCCGAGCCCGCCAGACCUCGGAUGGCUGGUGACACCGCACUUGUCACCGCUGCCGAGCACGUUUGAGUUCUGCUACUGUUGUGAUGAUUGUCAAGAUGCCCAUGAGGAAGACAAGAUCAACGAGUCCUUGUGUUUGUCCCGCAGAGAGGAGGUCGAUGCCCAGCUGGAAUGGGCGCUUGCAUAUAUUGAGCAGAGAAGAGGCAAAGCUGACCCGUCGUCCGAUUGA